Messenger RNA from Xenopus tropicalis (tropical clawed frog), 2845 nucleotides. It is a transcript of the gene zdhhc2, whose product is annotated as zinc finger DHHC-type containing 2. Bases 562 to 1665 code for a protein of 367 amino acids. The transcript is spliced from 13 exons. Gene Ontology annotation, molecular function: acyltransferase activity; palmitoyltransferase activity; protein-cysteine S-palmitoyltransferase activity. Gene Ontology annotation, cellular component: membrane. Lineage: Eukaryota; Metazoa; Chordata; Amphibia; Anura; Pipidae. The record is from RefSeq and is a predicted model, not a curated record.
CUCUACCUGUCUUCACUACUUCUAACAUUAGUAUCAAGUAUCUUUUCUACUUGCUGACUAGCAGAAGACCAACCAGGUGGCACCUCCCUAUUUCUAAGUCCUUUAACAAAACCCCCAUUGGGCGUCUGCUCAGUAUGGAGAAUGCCAGUGAAAUGUUUUUGGAUAUUAGUGAUUCUGUGGGUAAAAUAUGAAACCUCUGGGGUUGGGCAAUAUCGGUAUAUAACAGCAAAAUACAGCAUUAUUUUAAUCUAUCUAUAACGUAUGUAGUUGGGGUUUAAGAUGAAUUGCUGAAGGCAGGCACAAUCCUUACUCCGCACGGCCGGGGCGCAGAGAGGCUGCAGCAGCCUGGGCUCACACAGGGAAAGUGUCUGGACAGGAGGGAGGGCGAGUCGGGGAGGAGUCGGUGCUGCACAUACACAAACACACGCACUGCACCUCUCCAGCACUCACUCCUACUGGGCUCUCCCAGGCACUCACCCUGCCCGACCCCUUAGCCAAACUGUAGGGAGGGGAGAAGGGACACGGACCCCCCACUGCCCAUGAAGAAGCCCCCACCGGAUCAUGGCGCCAUCGGGCCCUAGCAGUGUGAGGCGGCGGUGCAGGAGGUGCCUGUACUGGAUCCCGGUGCUCUUUAUCUCCAUCAUCGUGUGCUGGUCCUACUAUGCCUAUGUGAUCCAGCUGUGUAUAGUGACCAUGGAUAACAUUGCUGAAAAAAUUUUGUGCCUGAUAGCCUAUCACUUCUUUCUCCUUCACUUUGUGUGGUCCUACUGGAAGACCAUUUUUACAUUGCCUAUGAAUCCUGCUAAAGAAUUUCAUCUGUCGUAUUCAGACAAAGAACUCCUGGAGAGAGAGCCAAGGGGGGAAUCCCAGCAAGAUAUUUUGAGAAGGCUAGCCAAAGACCUUCCUGUCUACACCAGAACAAUGUCAGGAGCCAUCAGAUACUGUGACAGAUGCCAGCUUGUGAAGCCUGACCGCUGUCAUCACUGCUCCGUCUGUGAUAAAUGCAUCCUGAAAAUGGACCAUCAUUGCCCUUGGGUGAAUAAUUGUGUUGGCUUCUCCAACUAUAAAUUUUUCCUGCUCUUCUUGGCAUAUUCACUUCUCUACUGCCUUUUUAUUGUUGCCACAGAUUUACAGUAUUUCGUCAAAUUUUGGACAAAUGGCCUGCCUGACACACAGGCUAAAUUCCACAUCAUGUUUUUGUUUUUUGCUGCUGCCAUGUUCUCUGUGAGCCUCUCCUCUCUUUUUGGCUAUCAUUGUUGGCUUGUGUGCAAGAAUAGGUCGACAUUAGAGGCUUUCAGAGCUCCAGUAUUCAGGCAUGGCACAGAUAAGAAUGGCUUUAGCCUUGGUUUUAGCAAAAAUCUGAGGCAGGUAUUUGGGGACGAAAAGAAGUACUGGCUGCUGCCUGUAUUUACAAGUCUGGGUGAUGGUUGCUCCUUCCCUACCUGUCUUGUAAACCAGGAUCUUGAGCAGGCAUCCACACCAACUGGCGCUAACACAGCAACAAAAAGUAUUGAAAACCAUCCUUUCCCAGCAAAGCCUCUGCGUGAAUCUCAGAGCCACCUUCUUACAGAUUCCCAGUCAUGGAAUGAAAAUAAUGGGAACAGUGAAAAAGGAAAACUUGCAGGUAUGAGCAACCCUGGAUUAACCAUUGAAAAUGAAACCUAGAACUUCAGAAAAGCUGGAGAUGGUGUACAAAGUUUGAGAGCAAGCUGUUCAUGUCGGAAAGAAGUCACACUCCCAUUGGCUAGCUUUACAUUUGUAAUAAGGUGGAUGUGAUCACAGCAAAUGGCAACAGCACCUGACUGGCUCGCCCCAUACGCUUCAAACAUGGCAACAGCUUCCUGGCACUCUGGUAUUAUACUAACAGGGAAAUGUGAACAAGCAAAAAAACUCCAUUGUGGAACUGUGGGCUAAAGAAGAGGAAGUCAUUGUAGUACAUACUUGGAAGUCGUCCUGUGUUGUAUGCAAUGUAAGACUGACUGUGAGCAAUGUAUUCUGACUGUAUUUAUGAUACUAUAGCACAAACCACAUCAAUGUGAUUCCUACUCUAGGAAGGAAAAUCCUUUUAUCUUCUAUUUCUUGAAUGCAAAAAAAAAAAACUUGUUUUCCAAAAUAGACCAAUGACAGUAUAUUUUGUACUGUGGCAGUAAUAGUGUCCUAUUUAAUGAGGCCAAAAUAAGUGUCAUUGAUGGUCAUACACUUCAUUAAAUAAUACAAAAUACACUGACUCAAAGAAUGUUAUUUGCACAAAUGGGAACUUAAUAAUCACUGUAAAAUGCUAUAAUGCGAUUUCAUUCCAGUGCUCGCGGUAGUUUAACAAUUGUAUUUUCCCAAGGCAUUUCUUCCCAAGACUUUUUCUAGCUUUAUUUUUUUUUACCCUGUAAAAUUAAUUUUCCUAGAAAUUUUUACUUUGGGUUGGAAUCUAGCACUUUGGGGCAACAUUAGAGCAUUGUACGAGUUCCGGAGUGCCCUCCCUUAUAGGCACUGCUCACUUGGAAAUAUUAAAUGGGAAUGAAAAAAUGAACUCAUUUAGAGUAUUUUAAUGAAUUUAUUGAGAGUAUUGUACCUUAAAAGACCAGUAACACUGACCCGUAAUUCACUGACCCAACAUGCUGUUUAUUUCUCUGCAAUUUAUAGAAAAAUAUGAUUUUUUUUUGCAUUGUUUGUAUAUGCUCAUAUCUGCAGAUAGCUCUAAUACAUUGAAUAAGCAACCACCUAUUCAGUUUCAGAGUAUAUUAAUAAUAUAUGUGUACGGUAUAUGAGCUUUCUAUAAAUAUUGGAAAUGACCAGUCCUGUAAAGAACAUAUAGAGCCCUCAAUAAACAUAGGCUGCUGGAUUAAUUGGA